AUGGAGGAACACAAACAAGAGAGAAGCCUCAUGGAUGUAAGGAAUGUGGGACACCAUUCCCACGGUCGCCUCACGUCACAUCGAGCAGUUCACACAGGGGAGAGACCUUAUGAAUGUCAGGACCGUGGGAAAACAUUUUCUCGAUCACAGGACGUAACUGGACAUAGAAGAUUUCACACAGUACAGAGACCUUAUAAAUGUCAGGAAUGUGGGAAAACCUUUCUCCGAUCCAGUCACCUCUCUGAACAUAGAAGAAUUCACACGGGAGAGAGACCUUAUGAAUGUCAGGAAUGUGGGAAAACAUUUACCCAGUCACAUCAUCUCACUCAGCAUAGAAGAAUUCACACAGGAGAGAGACCUUAUGAAUGUCAGGACUGUGGGAAAACAUUUUCACAGUCAGGUCACCUCACUUUACAUAGAAGAGUUCACACAGGAGAGAGACCUUUUAAAUGCCAGGAGUGUGGGAAAACAUUUUCAAAUUCAGAGAAGCUCACCGUACACAGAAGAAUUCACACAGGAGAGAGACCUUACAAAUGUCAGGACUGUGGGAAAACAUUUUCACGAUCAGAUAGGCUCACUCAACAUAAAAGAGUUCACACAGGAGAAAGACCUUACGCAUGUCAGGACUGUGGGAAAGCGUUUUCAGAUUCAGGUCACCUCACUGUACAUAGAAGAGUCCACACAGGAGAGAGACCUUUCCAAUGUCAGGACUGUGGGAAAACAUUUACACAAUCAAGUCCCCUCACUGAACAUAGAAGGAUUCAUUCAGGAGAGAGACCUUAUGUGUUGCAAACCGAGGGUAAAGUAUUUUUAUAA
This is a messenger RNA of Elephantulus edwardii (Cape elephant shrew), 816 nucleotides long. Its product is annotated as zinc finger protein 420-like. NCBI's taxonomy places the organism in Eukaryota, Metazoa, Chordata, Mammalia, Macroscelidea, Macroscelididae. The record is from RefSeq and is a predicted model, not a curated record. Gene Ontology annotation, cellular component: nucleus. Bases 1 to 816 code for a protein of 271 amino acids. Gene Ontology annotation, molecular function: RNA polymerase II cis-regulatory region sequence-specific DNA binding; DNA-binding transcription factor activity, RNA polymerase II-specific. Gene Ontology annotation, biological process: regulation of transcription by RNA polymerase II; central nervous system development. The transcript has 2 exons.